Molecule: messenger RNA, 764 nt
Organism: Neocloeon triangulifer
Lineage: Eukaryota; Metazoa; Arthropoda; Insecta; Ephemeroptera; Baetidae
Product: pupal cuticle protein C1B-like
Exons: 2
Coding region: 150-668 (172 amino acids)
Source: RefSeq, a predicted model, not a curated record
GCCACCGCCAUCAGGGCAGUGAUAGGCCUUGUCUUGCUUUCUCACCCUACUCCACCGCGGGUGGAGCGACCAAGGUGUUUCAUAUAAAAGUCCAAUUGUUGGGCCAAGUUGGUAUCAGUUGACUCACUGAAUCGCAAACACACACAACAAUGGCCUUCAAGUACGUCGUCUUCGCCGCCUGCCUGGCCGCCGCCAACGCUGGAUUCCUCCAGGCCCCCGUCGCCUACGCCGCCGGUGUGCCCGCCGUCUCCUCGGUGUCCUCCAACACCGUCCGCAACUUCGGCAACACCCAGCAGGUCAGCACCUACAGCAAGUCCCUGGACACCCCCUUCUCCAGCGUGCGCAAGAGCGACAUCCGUGUGACCAACGACUCCCCUGCCCUGGCCUACGCCGGAUACGCCGCCCCCGCCUACACCCAGUACGCCGCCCCCGCCUAUGCUCAGACCUACGCCGCCCCCGCCUACACCUCCUACGCUGCCCCCGCCAUCGCUAAGGUCGCCGCCCCCGUCGCCUACCACGGUGCCUAUGCCGCCCCCGCUCUUGCCCACACCGCUUAUGCCGCCCCCGCUGUCGCCGCUCACCCCGCCGCCCUCGGAGUUGCCUACUCCGCUGCCCCCGCCGUCGCCCACUACAGCUUCGACGGAUUCGGCGCUCACUACGCUUACUAAAUAGUUUUCACAUCUUGAUUCCUAUUUAUUGACAUUUCCAUCCUGUAAAAAUGUAAUAAAUUAUUCGCAAACAUCCCGAAAAAUCAUUAUUUUAUU